AUGACUGAUGAUAACAAACUGCCAACAGCAACAGCCAAUGGAAGAGUCAGAAACAAGCUGUUCGUCGUAUUGACACAGUUCAAGAAGUUGGGAUCAUUCAUUACUGUAUGUAAGGAGGCAUCUCGGACAAUUAAUGGUGUAGCAGAUGUUUACCAUGUUCGGCCCCUUACCCCUCUACCCACGUACUCGGGCCCGCUUACCCUUCUGCCCACGUACUCGGGCCCGCUUACCCUUCUGCCCACGUACUCGGGCCCGCUUACCCUUCUGCCCACGUACUCGGGCCCGCUUACCCUUCUGCCCGCGUACUCGGGCCCGCUUACCCUUCUGCCCGCGUACUCGGGCCCGCUUACCCUUCUGCCCGCGUACUCGGGCCCGCUUACCCUUCUGCGCGCGUACUCGGGCCCGCUUACCCUUCUGCGCGCGUACUCGGGCCCGCUUACCCUUCUGCGCGCGUACUCGGGCCCGCUUACCCUUCUGCGCGCGUACUCGGGCACGCUUACCCUUCUGCGCGCGUACUCGGGCACGCUUACCCUUCUGCGCGCGUACUCGGGCACGCUUACCCUUCUGCGCGCGUACUCGGGCACGCUUACCCUUCUGCGCGCGUACUCGGGCACGCUUACCCUUCUGCGCGCGUACUCGGGCCCGCUUACCCUUCUGCGCGCGUACUCGGGCCCGCUUACCCUUCUGCGCGCGUACUCGGGCCCGCUUACCCUUCUGCGCGCGUACUCGGGCCCGCUUACCCUUCUGCGCGCGUACUCGGGCCCGCUUACCCUUCUGCCCGCGUACUCGGGCCCGCUUACCCUUCUGCCCGCGUACUCGGGCCCGCUUACCCUUCUGCGCGCGUACUCGGGCCCGCUUACCCUUCUGCGCGCGUACUCGGGCCCGCUUACCCUUCUGCGCGCGUACUCGGGCCCGCUUACCCUUCUGCGCGCGUACUCGGGCCCGCUUACCCUUCUGCGCGCGUACUCGGGCCCGCUUACCCUUCUGCGCGCGUACUCGGGCCCGCUUACCCUUCUGCGCGCGUACUCGGGCCCGCUUACCCUUCUGCGCGCGUACUCGGGCCCGCUUACCCUUCUGCGCGCGUACUCGGGCCCGCUUACCCUUCUGCGCGCGUACUCGGGCCCGCUUACCCUUCUGCGCGCGUACUCGGGCCCGCUUACCCUUCUGCGCGCGUACUCGGGCCCGCUUACCCUUCUGCGCGCGUACUCGGGCCCGCUUACCCUUCUGCGCGCGUACUCGGGCCCGCUUACCCUUCUGCGCGCGUACUCGGGCCCGCUUACCCUUCUGCGCGCGUACUCGGGCCCGCUUACCCUUCUGCGCGCGUACUCGGGCCCGCUUACCCUUCUGCGCGCGUACUCGGGCCCGCUUACCCUUCUGCGCGCGUACUCGGGCCCGCUUACCCUUCUGCGCGCGUACUCGGGCCCGCUUACCCUUCUGCGCGCGUACUCGGGCCCGCUUACCCUUCUGCGCGCGUACUCGGGCCCGCUUACCCUUCUGCGCGCGUACUCGGGCCCGCUUACCCUUCUGCGCGCGUACUCGGGCCCGCUUACCCUUCUGCGCGCGUACUCGGGCCCGCUUACCCUUCUGCGCGCGUACUCGGGCCCGCUUACCCUUCUGCGCGCGUACUCGGGCCCGCUUACCCUUCUGCCCGCGUACUCGGGCCCGCUUACCCUUCUGCGCGCGUACUCGGGCCCGCUUACCCUUCUGCGCGCGUACUCGGGCCCGCUUACCCUUCUGCGCGCGUACUCGGGCCCGCUUACCCUUCUGCGCGCGUACUCGGGCCCGCUUACCCUUCUGCGCGCGUACUCGGGCCCGCUUACCCUUCUGCGCGCGUACUCGGGCACGCUUACCCUUCUGCGCGCGUACUCGGGCACGCUUACCCUUCUGCGCGCGUACUCGGGCACGCUUACCCUUCUGCGCGCGUACUCGGGCACGCUUACCCUUCUGCGCGCGUACUCGGGCACGCUUACCCUUCUGCGCGCGUACUCGGGCACGCUUACCCUUCUGCGCGCGUACUCGGGCCCGCUUACCCUUCUGCGCGCGUACUCGGGCCCGCUUACCCUUCUGCGCGCGUACUCGGGCCCGCUUACCCUUCUGCCCGCGUACUCGGGCCCGCUUACACUUCUCCCCCCACAAACCAACAGGAGCAUACCGUAUCAUUCACUGGUGACAGGUAGUGGCACGCAUAUCAUGAGCUCCAUUUCAUACUGUGGAAACAUCCUCGACAUGAAAUUAAUUCCACCAUCUGCCUAA
Molecule: messenger RNA, 2253 nt
Organism: Schistocerca gregaria
Lineage: Eukaryota; Metazoa; Arthropoda; Insecta; Orthoptera; Acrididae
Exons: 4
Coding region: 1-2253 (750 amino acids)
Biological process (GO): positive regulation of transcription by RNA polymerase II
Cellular component (GO): RNA polymerase II transcription regulator complex
Molecular function (GO): transcription coactivator activity
Source: RefSeq, a predicted model, not a curated record